GAGUUCCUCUGUGAGUGUGGUGUUUUUUUUUCUUCUUCUUGCGCCUCGCAUCACAAUCGGAACACGUUUUAUAUGGAAUGGUACAAAGCUGUUCACCACCUAUCGUAGGCCUUAACACCAGCAGUUGGUCAUUUGAUGCCUGGGUUAACCCUGGCGUGAAUCAUGUGUGAUAGUAUUUUGGAAGACAUCUUCAUAAAGCGCUCACAACAGAGGAGGAAAACCUCACCCUUGAACUACAAGGAGAGAUGGUUCAUCCUCACACGGGACAAACUCUCUUACUACGACUACAACGCCGAUAAAGGGAAGCGAAAAGGUCUGAAGGGCUCAGUGGACCUGGAGAAGAUUAAAUGUGUGGAGACGGUGCAGACAGAUCCCGACAGCCCACAGGACCGCAUGUAUGCAUUCCAGGUCAUUUAUGAUGAAGGGCCGCUGUACAUCUUUGCAAAAACAGAGGAAGUUCGAGCUCAAUGGAUAAAGAAGCUGAAAGAAUUGGUGCAGACCAACAAGGACCUGAUGCAAAAGUAUCACCCAUGCUUCUGGAUCGAUGGCAUGUGGUUAUGCUGCCAGCAGGAAGUCAAGCAUGCGAUGGGGUGUAAGGUUCUGAAUAAACACAAUGGUUUCAUGUAUGGGAGGGGAUCCUGCAAACCUUUGCCCCCGACUCCUUUGGAGGAGAAGCCCAGCCGGCGGUCACCGCCGCAGCUUCCCGAAGCCGACAAACCCCCCGCGGGCACGAAUGUCAUAGCUCUUUACAACCACCCAGCCAUGAUGUCUCAUGACCUGGAGCUGAAUAAGGAUGAGGAGUACACCAUCCUGGAUGCGUCUAACCCUAACUGGUGGAGAGCCAGAGAUAAAUACGGAAAUGAGGGGUACAUACCCAGUAAUUAUGUGGUGGAAGUUGGAAAUGGCUUAGAUAGACACGAUUGGUACUGCAAGAAUACAAACCGCAGUCAAGCAGAGGAGCUACUGAAGACUGAGAACAAAGAUGGAGGCUUCAUGGUGCGAGACUCCAGCAAGCCAGGGAAGUACACAGUGUCUCUAUUCAGUAAAGGAGGCGGAGAGGCUGGUGGCUGCUGCAAACAUUACAACAUUUGCAUCACGCCACAGGGGCAGUACUACUUGGCAGAAAAGCACAACUUCAACACCAUCCCAGAGCUCAUCUACUACCAUCAGCACAAUUCAGCAGGCAUGUUUAGCAGGCUUAAAUAUAUAGUGUCCAAUCGAACAAGGCCUCCAUCCACAGCAGGGCUUGGAUAUGGUAUGUGGGAGAUCGACCCCUCCUGCCUAACCUUCAUUCGGGUCCUUGGUAUGGGUCAGUUCGGAGAGGUACGGCACGGAAAAUGGAAGGGCCAGCAUGAUGUUGCUAUCAAGAUGAUUAUACCCGGAGCCAUGUCAGAGGAUGACUUCAUAGAGGAAGCCAAGAUCAUGAUGACGCUCCACCACGAAAAUUUAGUGCAGCUGUACGGCGUGUGCACCAAGACGAGCAACAUCUACAUUGUCACUGAGUUCCUCUCCAACGGCUGCCUGCUCAACUACCUAAGAGAGGGUCUCAGGCAGCACCCCACCUCUGUACAGCUCCUGGAAAUGUGCAAAGAUGUCUCUGAGGGCAUGGCCUACCUGGAGUCCAAACAGUACAUUCACAGAGAUCUGGCUGCCAGGAACUGCUUGGUUGAUGGCAAUGGCACAGUCAAAGUGGCGGACUUUGGGCUUUCAAGAUACGUCCUCGACGACGAGUAUACAAGCUCGGCGGGUUCCAAGUUCCCUGUGCGUUGGUCGCCACCUGAAGUUCUCCUCUGUUGCAGAUUCAGCAGCAAGUCGGACAUCUGGGCUUACGGGGUGCUGAUGUGGGAGGUUUAUACUUUAGGGAAGCUCCCAUACGACCGGUUGAACAACAAUGACAUCGUGGCUCAGGUGUCCCGAGGCCUGCGACUGUACCGUCCUCAGAUGGCUUGUGAGAAGGUCUACAGCAUUAUGUCAUCGUGUUGGCUUGAUAAGGCUGAUGAGAGACCCACCUUCCAGGAGCUGGUAUUCACUGUACAGGAUUUGCUAUAUGAACUCCAAUAGAUUACACAGCAGCAGCAGCCGCCACAGCGGCGGCCUGGGAAAUAACUCACAAUUUCAAAUGUGUUUCACUAUAUCACUAACAGUCACUUGCUGGAAAGAACUCAUUUGGCAUUCACAUCAUAUGGAUGAGCAUUUGUUUUAUUUGUUGUUAUUAUUGUUUUAUUAAAAUGUGGGAACGUGAAAGUGCUUCAUAAAUGUAAAUUACGCCAAUAAAAGGUCAUUUUCAGACUUCUGGGAAAAAAUCUAGGUUCUGAACUGCGCAUUGUUUGCAAUUGUAAUGUUUUGAACAUUCAAUAGACACUCUGGGUUCUCAAGAACACAAGCUUUAUUUGUCUAGAACACUCCACAGUAACAUUAAUCAAAUUAUCUCUCAUCAAAAGUCUCUUUCCUCACUCACACACAGUGGGCGAAAUAAGUAUUUAGUCAACCAAUAAUUGUGCAAGUUCUCCCACUUGA
Corythoichthys intestinalis (scribbled pipefish) is the source of this 2517-nucleotide messenger RNA. RefSeq names its product Bruton agammaglobulinemia tyrosine kinase (gene btk). Gene Ontology annotation, cellular component: plasma membrane. Bases 163 to 2061 code for a protein of 632 amino acids. The transcript has 18 exons. Gene Ontology annotation, molecular function: non-membrane spanning protein tyrosine kinase activity; ATP binding; protein binding. Gene Ontology annotation, biological process: adaptive immune response; T cell receptor signaling pathway; protein phosphorylation. Lineage: Eukaryota; Metazoa; Chordata; Actinopteri; Syngnathiformes; Syngnathidae. The record is from RefSeq and is a predicted model, not a curated record.